UAAUGCGUAACUUUGGUGUCCAUCCGGAUUUUCGCUAGUCGCUGCUCGCAUAGCUAAAGAAAGAGUGAUGCUGCGACGUCCUAAGCCUGGCGGCUCUGAGACGGAUCUCCUGCGGGAGCAGGAAGAGUUCCUAAAAUCUGGAGCUCCGUCUGCUGCCAGCGUGCUCCGCCGCCCCGACAAGCGGCGGGGUGAGACAGGAGGAGACCUUGGGGAGGAUCAUAGUCACGAUGAAGAAAGUCAGAGGGAUGUGGUCACCAUAGAAGAUCUCCCGGACGAGCUUCCAUCUCUGACACCAGCCCCUCCUAAAAAGUCCCGCUUCAAAAACAGACAUGUCACCUUUGAGGACGAGGAUGCGGGAGAGACGAUGGACAGACAUGACACUCACAUCAGUGCAGUUCUGUCCAAGAUUGUUGAACGAGACACCAGCUCCAUUCCGAUAUCACUCCCGGAAUUUACUGGCGUGGCGUUCCCUAAAGCAUGUCAUCGCUCAACAAACAGCACUCAGGUGCCUCUGUCGGCCAUGGGUGAGAAAAAGAGCAUCUUUGCUCAACAGCUUGCGGCUCAGAGACUAAAAGAGGGCAAGGCCCCAUUAAAGUUUACAUCUCAAGCUCCAUCAAAACACAAACUUCCUCGUCAAAGGCCUAUGGAAAUGUCUUAUCACAAUGGAGACACGGUGUCAUCUCCAGUGUCAAGUUCAAGCCUGGUGUCUGGAGACGGACUCGGGUGUCCCAAUAGGUCAGAGGAGAGCAAGAGGAUCCACAGGGAGAACCAGGAGAAGAUCCUGGCAAUGUCGCAGUCUGAGAUACUAGAGGAGCAGGAGAGGCUCCUAUCACAGCUUGAUCCGACGCUGGUGGAGUUUGUUCGAUCUCGGAGAGCUACGAGCGCCCCGGCUUCUUCCUUCUCACGCAAACACCCUGAGGGCAAAAGCAGCGAGGGAAGUGUUCAUCUCAGUUCAGACUCCACCAGUGGUGCUGCGCCCUCUGCAAAACCCAAAGAUGUGGAGAUGGAAGAGGAAGAGGAGGAAGAAGAGGAACUGUCGCCCCGAUCUGCUGUGAUGGAUCUGCCAGUGAAGCCCCAGAAGGACUGGGUACAUAUGGAUAAACUGGAACCAGAGAAGCUAGAGUGGAUUGGGGACCUUCCUGCACCCAGAAAAACUGGAACCAAACAGGCUAUGCAGGCCCGUUUUGAUUUUAACGGAAAUCUAAUUCCUCCCACGGAAGAUUUGCCCACCCACCUGGGCUUGCACCACCAUGGAGACGAGCCUGAGCGUGCGGGUUACUCCCUCCAGGAGCUUUUCCUUCUGUCGCGCAGUCAACUCAUCCAACAGCGGAGUUUGGCUCUCAACACCCUCCGCAAUAUUCUUUCAAAGGCUCAGGCCGGGGACUACCGCUCAACCCUGAAAGGCAGCGUGUUGUCCACUCUGCUCGACGCCGGCUUGCUCUUCCUGCUUCGCUUUGCGCUUGAUGAUAACGUGGAGGCAGUGAUGGCCGCCGCCGUGCACGCACUUCGAGCACUUUUGGUGUGCACAGAAGAUGAAGAGUGUUUGGACCUCACUUUCCACUGGUUCCGAGGGCUGGCCGCCUUCCCCCUACUGCCAUCGCAGGAGGAAGAAGAGGAAGACGAUGAAGGGCUGGAUGAAAUUUUAAAAGAGACUGCCAAGGAGAGGGAGGAGAGGAAGCCUGAUCAUGACGUGGCGAGGCAGGAUGUUGUCAAGGGGCUCCUGAGAAUGAAACUUCUCCCCAGAUUACGUUACAUCCUUGAAGUUGUCCGACCCUCCCCCCGGGUUGUUCAUGACAUUCUGGAGAUCCUGACCCGUAUCGCCAGACACACUUUGUCAUCUGCCACUCAGGUGUUGGACUGUCCUCGCAUGAUGGAGACGGUGAUGUCAGAGUUUCUUCCCAUUUCCUGGACCGUGCCUUCUAAUUCCUUCCCUCAAUCUGUGUAUGGGCUCCCCCUUGCUUCUGCCAUGAAGCUCUUAAGAGUUUUGGCUACUUCUGGCAGACAUGCAUGCGCCAGACUGUUGAACUCUGCGGGUGUGAGGGAGCGUCUGUGUCGUCUGCUCAGUGCUGAGCCCAGUGAGAUCCUUUUAGAUCCACGCAAGGCUCUUGGGAUCACCACAGAAGCUUACAGGAUGUGGGCUGUGGCAGCCGGCUACGGCCAAGCGUGCGACUUGUACAUAGAUUUGUAUCCAGCUUUACUGACGGCGUUGCAGUCUGUUUGUACAACGCUGGCUCGCUGUUGCCAUCUGUUGCAUCUGCAGCUCGAGAGGGUCUUGGCUCUGCUCACUCUGCUCACUCAGGUGACACAUACUGCUGGUUGCCACCAGGAACUGCAGGCUGGCAUGGUCAGUUCUUCAGGCGAUGAAUGUCCUCCUCCCCCUCCGGUGACAUGGGGGCAUGUCACAGGCUUGCCAGCACCACUUAUGGGCCAUUUAAAGAGUUUUGUAAAGGGUCUCGAUAAUCCAGUGCAGAGAGACAUCAGUCUGGCACUGAUUCCAGUUUACUUGAUCUACUUUGAGGCCUUCUACCAUCAGCUCUCCAAACAGAACUGUUUCAAGCCAGUGGAAGGUCUUCAAGAACUGGAGCAGCUGGCUUCCGAGGUUCUUCUUCCCCUAAUGUCCCACAGUGUUGUGCAAGACCUGAUAAAGAACCUGAAGUCAUCUUCAGUAGUAUGCAGUGUCCUGCCUGCUCAUGUGGAUCUGGACACCUCUCCCAGCCUGCCUGGUUUGGCCUGCUCAGGAUGGAGCGGCCGUCCAGGCUUGAUGUCUCACUCCUCUCCCUUCCCUCUCCUCACAAGCCUUACGCUCCUCUUGGAUACUAUCACCGGUAUCCACAAAGGUCUCACCUGCAAGUUCACUAGCUUCCUUGUGUCGGAGCCUGUCAUUGGUUACCUGCAAACUGUCAGUCAGGCCACACCCACAUUGUCUCAUACCUGGUCCUGGCUUCUCCGUCAUGAGCACCAUCUCAUCUUCCUGUUGCUGCGCUUGGCAUAUAGAUCGGUUUCGAUUGAGCCACAAGUGGGAAAGCACGCCCAGCUCUACCACAAGGUGGCGCUCGUUCUUCUCCCAUGGUUAUUGCCUGGAAGCGAGCACCUUGCUCAUGACUUGCUCGCCACCAUGGUUUUCAGCAAGGACUUCAUACCGGAGGGUCACAGUGGUGGUCCGGAGGCCAUUGAGUUGGGGGAACUGCAGCUUCAAGAGGAAGCGAGCCAUCCCAACUCUCCUUCGCUCCAAAUCGUGGGAGCUCUUUUACGAGAAGCCUGCGCCAACCUUCCCUCCAUUCGUGGCUGCUUCCUCACACACCUGGCCCACCUGGAGUCAUCCGUGCUGGUCUCGCAGGAUGCUCUCUUUGGCCGCAACCCCUGGAUCAAAUCCCACCUCCUGCCAGAACUAAGCGGGCCAACCCUGCCGUCAGACUGGCCUUUUCUUCCUCUUGUCAGCCUGUAUGAGAAAACCGGGGUGUCAGGUGGUGGAGGGCUAUCGGUGGAGGAGCUUCCCCAGGGGGCUCUGCUGGCAGUCACCCAAUGUCUGCAGUGGUUACUGGUGCUGGAAGUCUGGCGGGAGGAAGCCCUUAAGGUGAUCCUCCCUGUUUCAAAGCUGGCCCGGCUGUCCUGUGUGUUCCUGUGUUCCAGCGAUUUGUUCCUGGAGAAACCAGUUCAAAAACUGACUUGGGGUCUGUUUCGGCUACUAUCAAGGCCUUCAAGACUGGAAUGUUUAGACCUCAGCAUCCCCCCUCCAGGUCUGGCCUCCUUCCAAGAUUUGUAUCGUGCCCUCUUGGCUCAGUACGAGGCCGUGUCGUUUGGGGACCGCCUCUUCGGCUGCUGGAUUCUCUUGCCCCUGCAGAGGAAGUACAGCGCCACCAUGAGAUUGGCUGUGUUUGGGGAGCACGUGGGCAUCCUGAGGUCAUUGGGUGUCACUUUGGAACAGCUUGCCAUCCCCAUGGAGAGGUUCACAUCUCCCCCUGAAGACUCCCUCCCUCUGGUACGACUCUACUUUCGCUCUCUUGUCACCGGGAGUGCGAAGCCUUCCUGGUGUCCCUUCCUGUACGUGGUGGCUCUGGCUCAUGUCAACGCUUUUGUCUUCUCUCAGGAUGCUGCGGCGCAGGAGCUUGAAGCGGCACGACACAGCAUGCUGAAAAAAAUUUACUACAUGACGGAUGAGGUGUUAAAGAAGCACAUGUUGCUGUUCCGGAUGCCCAAACAGAACUCUCAGUUGGGCUUCGAAAUGUACGAUCACUUACCUCCUACAAGAGCAAAGCAUUUGGAGAACGUCGUGGGCCUGCACAAUGGCGGCAGCUGUCAAACGGAGAACAGGUGAAGGGGAGAACAAUGUCACCAUAAGACAUUUCAUGACAUGAACAAUUAAAAUUUUCAGUAUUUCAAUGAAGAAUUUUAUUUGAUCGCAGGAUUGUACACUCUAUUAAACACUUGACAAUAA
Molecule: messenger RNA, 4435 nt
Organism: Syngnathus typhle (broad-nosed pipefish)
Lineage: Eukaryota; Metazoa; Chordata; Actinopteri; Syngnathiformes; Syngnathidae
Gene: rpap1
Product: RNA polymerase II associated protein 1
Exons: 27
Coding region: 68-4315 (1415 amino acids)
Biological process (GO): transcription by RNA polymerase II
Cellular component (GO): nucleus
Source: RefSeq, a predicted model, not a curated record